GCCACAAAAUUUAUUUAUUUUGUGAUCACAACAUACUUAAUCACAAACCACAAAAUUCUUUUUAUUUUGUUUUUAAUCAAAUAAUUAAUAAUAGUGUAAAAAUGUUAAUUGACAUUUGUAAAAAUUACUUAAACACCAAAAUUAAAUGCGAUAAACCAAGCUGUGAUGAUUAUGACAUUGAAAACUUGAUAUCUGAGAACGACAGAGGUUUUUUAGUUUAUUCAUGUAUAAAUCCACCAAUAAAUAUAGACUUUAAUUUUACAAAUGCCAUUAAAUUAAGCCAUGUAAUAAUUUGGCCAGUAAUCGGUGAGCAAAAGUCUACUGGAUUUAAACUUUCUGUCAAUUUAAGAAAUAAUACCAUCAAUCAGCUCGCUGUUGGAUUUCUGGAGCCUAGUGACAGUGGGAUUAUUUUUUGCUGCAAUGACAGUGAUGUUAAUCAACUUAAAACUAAUUAUAGAAAUUUUUCUAUUAAAUAUAUCAAUGGAUUUGCUCAUAAAUUUGUUAAUUCCACGGAUAAUUUGAAGUUAACAAUCAUUAAGACACAAAAGUCUGUAGCAGCUGUCAAAAGGAUUCAAAUUUGGGGUUACGUCAGACCUAAUUCCAAAAUACAUCAAUUGUUUACGGAGUAUAGUGAUAAAAUUAAUUGUUGUAAAAAUGUGUCACGGCCUGUAGAAAUUCAGAAUGCUGAAAUUGAGCCUCAGUCAAGCGAUAAAAAAUCAUUGGAAAUACCUGAGGAAUUUUUAGAUCCAAUAACUUGCAGCCUGAUGAUCCAACCAAUCAUUUUACCAAGCGGUAAAAUAAUCGACCACAGUACUCUGGAGACCUACGGAAAAAAUGAAGCGCUCUGGGGAAGACAACUUAGUGAUCCAUUUACUGGUCUACGUCUCAGCAAUAAUUUUCGGCCUGUUUACGCUCAAGCAUUGAAAUUUAGAAUUGAUAAAUUUAUAACUGACAAUCAUUGUCAUGCUGAUUUUAAUAAUAUUCCUCGUGUGUUAGGACCUCAUAGACAUUCUUCAGUUGAUGUGGAUUUAAACAGCAUUUCUGCUGGUCAGAAAGGAAGUUUAUCAGCUUCUAAAAUUCAUUUUUCUGCAUCAACUGGAUCGAUACCAAGAAAUAUCAAGACCAGUCAUAGGAUACCUAUUAUUGCCAGCUAUUCAAAGUUCAGCUGUUUAAAGCCUAAGUUGUCAAAAAAAAUAAAGAAAGUUACUGAAAUUAAUUGUUUUAAUGACAGCGAAGCUGCUACGACUGGAAAUAAUGUUUUGAAUGAAUCAACAAUUAUUGAUGAGAAUCUAAGAGACAGUUUGAAGUCUUUACUGUCGAAUUUAAAAACUUUGAGCCGAGCUGAAGUCAAAAAAGAGUCUGAUAAUGAAAUAGUUUGUAAAUGUUGUAAAAAUAGUGAAAUUAAGGAUAUUUGUGGGUAUAAACUCACUUGUAGUCAUGUCGUAUGUCGCAGCGCUUUAUUGUCGGGUGUAGAUAAUAAAAAUAAUUCAUUUUGUUGUGAUAAGUGCAAUAUUAAUUGUCGGACUAAUGAAAUUAUUAAAAUUCAUUUAAGGUAGUUUUAAUGCAUUGUUUUUUGUAAAUAAAAA
This is a messenger RNA of Cotesia glomerata, 1586 nucleotides long. Its product is annotated as RING finger protein 37. The record is from RefSeq and is a predicted model, not a curated record. Gene Ontology annotation, cellular component: nucleus. Gene Ontology annotation, molecular function: ubiquitin-ubiquitin ligase activity; ubiquitin protein ligase binding. Lineage: Eukaryota; Metazoa; Arthropoda; Insecta; Hymenoptera; Braconidae. Gene Ontology annotation, biological process: protein polyubiquitination. Bases 102 to 1556 code for a protein of 484 amino acids. The transcript is spliced from 2 exons.